AUGCGAAGGACUGUCGAUCACUGUUUUGCUGACAUCGUCUCAUCACCAUCAGGGUGUCUCCUGACUGAUAUCGAGUAUGCCGACGAUGUUAUUUUCGCGAAAAGCAGUACUAAAUUUCAACAUGUUGUCAUACUUUUAUCGAAGCUAACAACAGUCUAUGGAUUACGUCUCCUCUUUGAUAUGUAUGAGUUCUGUUACUUGAAUUAUAUGCUGAACGACAGCUAUAAAAGUGAUGGGCUAAGUAGUUGCUCACUUGGAUGCACCGUCUGCGGUGACGAUGCAGCUUCACUAUGGUACAAUGAUGAUCUUUAUGCGGAAUUCGAUGUAAUAUGCCGACCUAUGGCAUGUGGAAGCAGAGUUCAGCUUGCCCAAAUGAUCCCACCUGCUGACGCAUUGAUCAUACUACUAGUCACUACCUUAACUGAAAUGAAGGCGGAUCCAAAUAGCGAAGAAGAAUACUGGGAAACCAUAAAAGCUACCAAAGUUCAACUGCCAGUUCAAGUGAACUCAAAGGGUGAAAUCAACCCACCUCCAGCGGUACCUCAUCUAAAAGUGGUCUGCAUUUCCGAUACCCACAAUCAACUGGACCAAGUAAAGGAAAUUCCAGACGGUGAUGUUCUAAUCCACGCUGGUGACCUCACAAAUUAUGGAUCAGAAGAGGAGCUUAAAAAAUUUAAUGAUGAAAUAGGAAACCACGAUUUGGGAUUUGAUGACACGGAAAAUCUCAAAGAGCGUUUGGAACAGUAUCGCGGACAAGGAACCUCCAGAGGCUACCUACUGCUGACGAAUGCCACCUGGCUGCACGACAAAGGUGUUGAGAUCGAUGGUGUGAAUUUCUUCGGAUCAUCAUGGCAUCCUCUCUACGGAUAUCCUUUUUAUCGUCCACGGCCAGAGUUGGAAGAAAAGUGGAAGGUGCUGCCGUCAAACCUGGAUGUCCUCAUCACACACUCUCCAGCAUUAGGAUAUCUUGACGCUUUUGGCGACGAAAGAUGGGGCUGUCGUUAUCUGCUCAAGGAAAUUGAAGAGCGUGUGAAACCGAAGUACCACGUCUUUGGUCAUAUCCACGAACGACAUGGUGUUUUAUCCAAUGGACCUACGACUUUCGUCAACGCAGCCCAAGCGAACAGAUCGAAUAAGAUUGCUAACAGACCGCUCGUUUUCUACAUUCCAAAGAAGUAA
Molecule: messenger RNA, 1179 nt
Organism: Necator americanus (New World hookworm)
Lineage: Eukaryota; Metazoa; Nematoda; Chromadorea; Rhabditida; Ancylostomatidae
Exons: 12
Coding region: 1-1179 (392 amino acids)
Molecular function (GO): hydrolase activity
Source: RefSeq, a predicted model, not a curated record